UUAGCCCGAAUCCUCAAUUUCUGUGUGCUGUUACUUCACAAGCACAAGAGAUCAGCAACAAGACUUGGCACUUCUUCUCAUUUUUUCUCAAGGUAACUUUCCCCUUCAAUAAUCUUCUCUCUCUCUCUCUCUCUCGCUGGAUUUGAGCUAUGCACAACACUUGUAUAACUUCAACAAUUUCACUAAGAACAAGAGGCUCACUUUCAUUUGCAUACAAUGAUUGCUCACCCCGGUCCAAUGAAAGAUAUCAUUUUGCCUAUUCAUCGCCAAGAACUUGCUGUUGUUGCUGUUCUACUUCAAUGUAUAAAGUGCCAACAAGCCCAAGUUAUUGCUAUAGCUUGUACGGGUUGAGGCAAUCCUCUUUAAUUCAAUGGUCACCUUAUAGAAAAAUGAUUUCGGGUGGUCUGGAUCGGUGUUAUUAUGCGCGAUUACCAGUUUGUGAUGCUGAUAGAAGUUGUUAUUGUGAUAAAGCUUGCACCUUUAAGGAGAAAAGUGUGGGUAGGAGGAGAGGGGGAUUUAGGAAAUGUAUGGUGUUCGAGGAAAGGAGUGAAAGGUAUGAUCUUGGGGGUGUUGAUGAGGCCGAGGCUGUGCUUAGUUUGUUGACUGAGGAUAUUGGGGAGGAGUGUUUUCGUGUGAGAAAGGAGGCAAGAAUAUUGGCUAAGAAACCCACAUUGGAAAAGAGCGAGGAUGGUGGGGUAAGCAAUAAGUGUCGAAAUGAAAAGAAAAGAGUGGAUCUGGGUGUUUUGGAGAGUGAGUCGAGAUGUGAGUAUGCUUCGAUGGCUAGUUUGAGGAAGAAGGAUAAUAGAAGGAGAGAGGAGAGGACUCGGAGGGAAGAGGAGAGGGAAAAAAAUAGAAAAGCAAUGUUACAGGAGGAACACAUGGAUGCUUUGCUGAGAAAUAGAACAGCUAGAGAAAAAGAAGAGAGGGAGACUAUGUUGAGAAAUGCAAGCGAAAAGGCCCAAGAGAAACAGGAGAGAGAAUCUAUGUUAAGUAAGGAGAAUUGGAAGGUGAGGUCAAAGACAGAAGAGAGGGAAGAUUUGUUGAGAAGAGAGGAGCACAGGCAGAAGAUGAGGAGAGAUGGUUCUAGUUGCUCAUCAUAUUACUCCUUGUCUUCAACUGGUGAAUAUGACAGUGACAAUGAAAUUGAGCUGAGCGAAGGCAGAUUUCUGGGUGAGUCGUCGAGUUAUCAUAAAGGGAAUUCAAGCAGUAAUGUCUACCAGGAAGCUAGAGAAGAGGAUCAUAGGCGUGAGGAUCAUAGAGAACACCAAGGGGUUAGUUUGACAAAGAAGAGCACCGAAAAAGAACACUGUUCCGGAUCAAGUAUAGUUGAGUCAGACUUUAGAAAGAAAUCAGAGAAGAAGCUUGUUGAUGUAGUAGAGAAAAAGAUCGAUUUGAGACAAGAAACCUCACAAGAGGAAUCAAAGUUUUCAAUGGCGCAUGAAAGUGACUAUGGACGGUCAUCUGAUUAUUAUGUGAGCUAUGAUGAUAGGAAGGAAAAAUCAACUAGAACCACAAAAAUUGAUGAAGAGAGGAAAAACCAGCUUAUGCAAAGAGGUGAUGAAGUUUCAAAACAAUCUGAGACUAGACUGAAGUAUAAACACUUUGAGGAAAGUCAAGAUAUCCGCAGUGAGGAUGUUAGAAGAUCUUAUGGCUCUCAGCAAAUAUACAGCGGCAAGAGUGAGAUGUCUGCUAAAGUUGGAAGUUCAAGUCAGGAAAUAGUUGAAGAACAUCAAGCAGCAGUUGGAAUUAGCACCAGAGAAGAUGAAUAUCAGAGGCAUUCUCGUAAGGUAGCUGAAGUAUCAGAAAUUCAAGAGACUGAUAUUAGAAAGACAUCCAUUUCUCAGCAAAGGUAUGAAACUAGUGUUAAAGAGGAAGCUUACUCAACUAAUAUUCUUAGCUCGAUAAAUAGUGCAGCAAAGCAACAACAGCAAUAUGAUCAAGCAAGUGGCCUAGUGGAAUCAAGGGGGAAGUCCCAACAAUUGACCAAACAAGAUGGUAAAUCAAUUUUAGAAAGGCCAUCAGAUAAAUUUACAAAACAAGAAGAGAAUGUGAAGUUAGCCUAUGGCUCAUCUUCAGAAUCCAAAGAGCUGCGUUCCCAGACACAUGCCACAAUUAUCAAGAGAGAUAAUUCCAGAAAUAUAUCUGGUCAAUCGAACCAAACUUCAGUCCCUUUCUCUGGGGAUUCUAGUGCGAUUUAUCUAGAAGAUAGAAAUAAGAAUAAAUCACAGACAAUAGUAAGAACUCAGUCUCAUUUACCAGAAACAGGUGAGUUGUCUCUGGGGUCAAAGGUUGGAAGUGCUAAUGAGGUCAGUGAGGGAAGUCAACAAUUUGGUUCUACUGCAUUACAUGGUGGGGCUAAAAGCAAUAGUUCUCAUGGACAGUCUCCAGAGUUCAUGUUACAUGAAGAUAUGAUUGGAUCUGCUGCUCAAUUAGAGAGAUCCUCAGCACACUAUGUUGGUGAGUUUGUUGACCAGGUAAGGAAUGAGAUCUCGAGUUCUGAAAUCCAGAGAGAGAAGGCAACUAAUGAAGCUAAGUUUGUGCAUGAGGAGCAACACCACCAAAAGAAUCUAAUACAAUACAGUUCUGGAGAUUCUCAAUCAAAGGAGCAUGAGUCAAGGCAUGAUAUUCAGCAGUCUGGAACAGAGGGGCCUUCAGAUGAAAUGUGGAAUGUAGAUGAAUCGUCUGCUCCUGAACUGUCUAAGGCAGAAGUCCAAGAUGACACAAGCAAAGCUGGCAAUGCCAUUGUUAAGAGAACUGGAAGGUCCUUAUGGAAUAUCAUUGGGGAUAUAGUUCGUCUGCGGUGGGCUUCACAUUCUGAAAGUCACAGCUCAGGUAGAAAGACAGGCGGAAGGAGCUCACCCAAUCAGUCCACAAGUAGUGAAACAUGGUUUUCUGGUCAUGAAGCAGAGGACAAUGAAGAGGUAACUGGAGAAAAGGAAAAAAGAAGCAUUAAACAAGUAUAUGGCAGUCAUCAAGAGGACAAUACUCUCUCUCAAGUUGAAGAGGGUUCCAGCUCAUCAACUUCAGAGGGCCAUCUCAAGGAGGUGAGAACAAAUGCACCAUCUUCUUCAGUUGUUCCAGGAAGCGAUACACCACCCAUCAGCAUUUCUUUGCCUUCUGAAGGAAAUUCUCGAGCUGCCUCUUCUGCAGCAACAGUUGACUCCUCAAUUCCUUCACCUGCACUACGGCUGCGAAGAUCUCCUAUUGUGCGAGGGGUUUCAGAGACUGGAGAAGCAAAUGCAUCUAAUAAUAGCAUGAGUGUGCAACUAAAUACGGGAUCAAUGGAGCAACCAGAAUCAGCGGUUAGUGAGGAGGAGGCGAAACGAAGGAAGCUUCAGCGGAAUAACCAAGUUGUAAAAGAUAGAUUUGAUGAAUGGGAAGAAGCAUAUAGGCUCGAAGCAGAGAAGCGAAAAAUUGAUGAAAUGUUUAUGAGGGAAGCACUGUUGGAAGCACAAAAAGCUGCUGACAACUGGGAGGUGCCUGUAGGGGCUGUGCUAGUGCACAAAGGAAAGAUAAUUGCUCGUGGAUGCAAUCUGGUGGAACAGCUGCGUGACUCCACUGCCCAUGCAGAAAUGAUUUGCAUACGGGAAGGUUCAAACAUGCUCCGAACGUGGAGGCUUUCUGAAACUACACUUUAUGUAACACUUGAACCAUGUCCCAUGUGUGCUGGAGCAAUACUUCAAGCUAGAAUAGACACUGUUGUAUGGGGAGCUCCUAAUAAGCUUCUGGGAGCUGAUGGCAGCUGGAUUAGGCUUUUUCCAAGUGGAGAUGGAGGAAAUGACUUGGAAGAAACUGAUAAGCCAGCUGCUCCAGUUCAUCCUUUCCAUCCUAAGAUAAUUAUCAGGCGAGGCGUGCUGGCAGCAGAGUGUGCAGAUGCCAUGCAACAAUUCUUCAAGCUAAGGAGAAAGAAGGAUAAGAAACCUGAGGCUCCCUCAUCACCACCUACUUGCCUUCCCAUUUCACACCGUCCAUCAAAGUUCUUCACAAAGAUGCAUGAUGCCUUUCACCUCAUGUUCUGUUUGUGAUUGACAGGAAAAUGAAUUUCUCUUCAAGCUAUAAAAUUGCUCGUCAAUAAGAAAUUCUGCAUUCUGAGUAGGCAGAUUUCUCCUGUACAAGUUCCUUGCUCUUUUAUUUGAUUUUGUUAUCUAUACAUUCCUUUUUUCUGGAGGAUCAAUUUUUUUGGUACACAAAUGACUUAGCAGCAUAU
Messenger RNA from Sesamum indicum (sesame), 4207 nucleotides. It is a transcript of the gene TADA, whose product is annotated as tRNA arginine adenosine deaminase. Gene Ontology annotation, molecular function: tRNA-specific adenosine deaminase activity. Gene Ontology annotation, cellular component: chloroplast. Gene Ontology annotation, biological process: tRNA wobble adenosine to inosine editing. The record is from RefSeq and is a predicted model, not a curated record. Lineage: Eukaryota; Viridiplantae; Streptophyta; Magnoliopsida; Lamiales; Pedaliaceae.